Centropristis striata (black sea bass) is the source of this 6737-nucleotide messenger RNA. RefSeq names its product nischarin (gene nisch). The record is from RefSeq and is a predicted model, not a curated record. The coding region runs from base 141 to 4745 and encodes 1534 amino acids. Lineage: Eukaryota; Metazoa; Chordata; Actinopteri; Perciformes; Serranidae. Gene Ontology annotation, molecular function: protein kinase binding; phosphatidylinositol binding; integrin binding. Gene Ontology annotation, cellular component: cytoplasm. The transcript has 28 exons.
AUCACAACAAACAUGGCGUCCGGAGGCGGCUAGCCGACAGGAAGGAGACGCUGUAAAAUCAUCCAAAAACACGUUUUAACUGACAGUUUUAUCACUUAAUAACAAGAUUACAUUCUCUUCUGCUCCGUCUCGGUGUCGGGAUGGAGUCCGCCCCGUUUCCAGAGGAGGUUUCGGAGAGGAAAGUGUGUGUUGUCGGCUCGGAGCUGGUGGAAAACUACACGGUCUAUAUCAUCGAGGUGUUGGAUGGAGAACACCGAUGGACCGUGAAGCACCGAUACAGUGACUUCCACGACCUCCAUGAAAAGCUGGCGGCUGAGAAGAAGGUGGACCGGCGGCUGCUUCCUCCUAAGAAGAUGUUGGGGAAGAACUCCAGGAGUCUGGUGGAGCGGCGGCAGAAGGAGCUGGAGCUCUACCUGCAGACGCUGCUGCAGCAGUUCCCCCAGGCCACGCCCUCUUCCCUGGCCUGCUUCCUGCACUUCCAGCUCUACGAGAUCAACGGCAUCACAGCAGCUCUGGCUGAAGAGUUGUUCCAUAAAGGAGAGCAGCUGCUGCAGGCCGGCGAGGUGUUUUCUCUGCGUCCUCUGCAGCUUUACUCCGUCUCCCAGCAGCUCCGUCUGGCUAAACCAACCUGCUGUAACGGAGACGCCAAGACCGACCUGGGACACAUCCUGGACUUCACCUGCAGGCUGAGAUACCUCAAGAUGUGUGGCAGCAGAGGUCCAGUAGGAACCAGUAACAUCCAGGAGAGCUGUCUGCCCUUCGACCUGUCUGUCUUCAAGUCUCUGCUGCAGAUAGAGAUCAGCGAGUGCAGCUCUCAGCAGAUUCGAGGUCUGUCGUCUCUGAGGUCGAGUCUGGCGACUCUGAGCAUCCACCACUCCACCGACACCAUGACGUCGGUCCUGGUCCCGGAGGCCAGCGAGUUCUCCCAGUGGGAGGCCGAGGGGGCGGAGUCAGGCUGCCCCGUCACCGCCGUCAUCCCCGUGUGGAGGAACCUGACCACGCUGGACCUGAGCCACAACACCAUCAGCUCCAUCGACAGCUCAGUGAAACUGAUUCCUAAAGUGGAGUUUCUGGAUCUGAGCCACAACCAGCUGUCCACAGUGGAAAACCUCCAGCACCUGUACAACCUGGUCCACGUGGAUCUGUCCUAUAACAGCCUGAAGCUCCUGGAAGCUGCUCACACCCGUCUGGGGAACAUCAAAACCCUGAGCCUGGCUGGGAACCAGCUGGAGCAGCUGACCGGCCUCACCAAACUCUACUCGCUGGUCAACCUGGACCUCAGCCACAACCUGCUGGCUCAGCUGGAGGAGAUCAGGAACAUCGGCUCUCUGCCCUGUCUGGAGAAGCUCAACCUGUCCACUAACCCCAUGUGCAUCAUCCCCGACUACAGAACCAAAGUCCUGGCCCAGUUUGGAGACCGCGCAGCAGAGGUUUGUCUGGACGGUGAAGUGACGACGGAGAAGGAACUGGACACGGUGGAAGUGUUGAAAGCCAUUCAGAAAGCCAAAGAAGUCAAAGACAGGAUGAGCAGCGGCGACAAGAAGAUCAGUGAGGAGACCAGGCUGUCUGCUGCUGCACCUCCUCACCUCUCCUCCUCCUCCUCCUCCUCCUCUCCCCCCUCCUCUUCCUCCUUCUGCUCCUCUGCUGUUGUUGCUCCUCCUGCUGUCACCUCCUCCUCUUCCUCCUCCUCCUCUUCCUCUACCUCUUCCUCCUGUCGGGCCCAGCAGGCUGCCUGCCCCAGCCAAGAAGUGACGAGCAGAGAAGAAGCUGCUGUUCCCCCCAGCGUUCUCCCUCCCGUGGACGCUGCACCUCCCCCCCCAAGCUUUAACACCAACACACACCUCCUGUCUGCUGACGCCAGCCAGGUACAAAAAGCUGCUGUCAGUCUGUCUGAACACACAAACAAACUCUGUGGAGCUCCUACAAGCACAUCUACUACUACUAUAACUACUAUAACUACUUCUACUACUACUACUACUACAAAUACUGUCUGCGGUGUCUGCUCCUCUCCCUCCUCCAGACCGGCUGAGACCUCCUGCCUCUGCUGCUGCGCCUCCUGGUGUCCUCGUCUUCCUCCUCACCUCCUCUCCCUCUCCUCCUCCAACAAAGACUUCAUUGCCCAGCUCUCCCAGCGGCUCGGCUCAUCCUUCAAGGAGCAGCAGCAGCAGAAGGAGAAGGAAGAGGAGGAGGAGGAGGGAGAGAAGGGGGAGAAGGAGGAGAAGAGGUCUGAGUCCAGAGAGGUUCAUGUGGAGAACACUGAGGUGGAGAGUUCUGGUCCGGGCUCCAGGGACGGAUACUUUGAGAUGGGUCUGGAUGAUUCUGUGGAGGAGUCGGUCUGCUCCUCCUCCACCUCCCUCCCUGCUCCUCCUCCUGCAGAGGAGCCUGGAGGCCAGCAGGAGGAGCUCUGUGAGGAGGAGGAGGAGGAGGAGGAGGAGCUGCAGGUCAGCAGGGUUCUGUGGUGCUACUGUCUCCAGGUGAAGGAGCAGGUGGAGCAGAAGGAGGCGUGUCUGGUGCUGACGGACCGACUGCUGGCUCUGAUGUACCUGACAGACGGCUUCUCAGCCAAUCAGAGCGCAGAGGAGGAGCAGAGUGUCUCCGUGGAGGAGGUGCUCUCCAGCCUGCAGCUCCACCUCCUGCUGCCGUACUCUGACCUCCUGCUCUCCUCCCGAGCCGAGCUCCCUGACUCCUGCCUGGGCUUCGGCCUGGCUUCGACCCGCUGGUACGUCUUCUCUGAGGCCGAGGAGCUCCGGAGGACCAGGAGCCGGCUGGCGGCGCUGAUCCAGGAUGUGAAGCGUCAGAGAGACCCGGAGCCCCCCGAGCCUCCUCAGCUCUUCCCCCGCUGCCUCAUCAACUCCUGGGAGCAGGAGGAGAGUCAGGGAGCCCAGGGAGGUUAUCCUGCCUUCCUCCUGCCCUCCUCCUCCUCCUCCUCCUCCUCCUCCCCGGAGACCCACCCCCUCCUGUCAGACAUCAUCUCAGAGACGGAGGACCCCCGCCUCCCCUCCCUCCUCUUCCUCACCCACCGACACCUCUGGGUGCUGCACAUGGACUUUAAGGAGCUGGCGGAGAGAGAGAGGAGGAGGAGCACUGACCUUCAUCACUCCUCCUCAUCCUCCUCCUCCUCCUCCUCCUGCUCCUGGUGCAGGCUGGUCCGUGUGCCCCUGGGCUCCGUGGUGCUCCACCCCAGAGAGAGAGCUCCUCCUGUCGGGGAGAGAACCAGCAGCACCUCCUGCCCCGAGCCACAACACCUCCUCAGGAGGAGCCACUGUGUGGAGCUGCUGCUGGGAGGCCAGAGGCUGCUGCUCUUCUUCCCUCUGGCCCACAACAGGAGCUCCUUCCUGGGGGAGCUGAGGCAGCGCAGAGCCUCUCUGGAGGGGCUCAAGAUGGUGGCCCUGCCCCAGGGGCAGCACACUCCAGGCCGUCACAGACCCAGAGACCAGUGCUGCUGUACCAGUACGAAGAAAUCCCACAGCAGCAGCUGGGACUCCUCCCUCCUCCACAUGGAGGAGAACCGUCCCUCUCCUCACCUCUCCUCAGGUUUCUCUCCAGGACUGAAGCUGCUGUCUGGACUCAGAGAACAACAGCUGCUGACGUUCUUCACCAGAUAUAUAGCAGAGUCUGAGGCGGAGGAGGUGAGACAGGUGUUGUGGCUGUCUGUGGUUCUCUACAAGUCUCCAGACUCUGAGCUCACCUGCUGUCUGCUGCUCUCCACUGACUCCAUCUACUUCCUGUUGGAAGACUCCGCCUCCACGCUGGGUCAUCACUCAGUGUUGGACCUGAUGUCCUCUGGAGACCCAGCUGUGUGUCUGUGCUGCUGUCUGUCCAUCAGACUGUCUGACCUGCUGUCUGUCAACGUGGGACUGUUUGACCAGUACUUCAGAGUCCUCGGUCGCUCUGCGGACCACAUCGUGUGCUGUCUGAGCAGGGACAGCUAUGGUACGGGGGUUUUCCUCCAGGAGUUGAUGUCGGCUCUCAGCCUGCAGCAGCAGCAGCUUCCUGCUCCAGAACCAGAGGACCAGGACUUCUACUCCCAGUUCACCAGCACACACACAGGUAAGAUGCAGAACUACGAGCUGGUCCACAGCAGCAGGGUGAAGUUCAUCUACCCCAGCGAGGAGGAGAUGGGAGACCUGACCUUCAUCGUGGCAGAGAGGAAGACUCCGGCCGGAGCAGCGUCUUCGUCCUCGAGGUCCUUCAACGUGCUGCUCUACCUGCUGGUCUUCCAGGUCCAGAUCCCCAACAGUCUUCCCAGCCAAGGCUCCUCCCUCUCAGGCCACGCCUCCUCUGGUUCUGGUUCUGGUUCUGGUCCGCUGCUCCAGCCCAGGACUCUGAUCCUGACCAGCACCGACGUGUUCCUGCUGGACGAGGACUACGUCAGCUACCCGCUGCCCGACUUCGCCAAAGAACCUCCAUCCAGGGAGCGCUACCAGCUGCGAGAGGCUCGGAGGAUCCGGGACCUGGACCGGGUCCUGCUGGGCUACCAGACCUACCCUCAGGCUCUGACGCUGGUGUUCGACGACCUGCCGGGCCCCGACCUGCUCUGCCACCUCACCAUGGACCACUUUGCUGCAGCCGGGGAGGAGGGGGCGGAGCCUAGAGGGGGCGGGGCCAGCAGCGGGGCGGAGGGCGAGGUCCAGUGGUGCGUCUUCGUCCCCGGCGCCGACAGCAGAGAGAGGCUGAUCUCGCUGCUCGCACGCCAGUGGGAGGCGCUCUGCAGCAGGGAGCUUCCUGUGGAGCUCACCGGCUGAUUGGUGGAGCAGAGGCAGAGUGGGCGGAGCCAGACAGAUAUGGGCGGGGUCAGGCAGAGUAGGCGGGGCCAGACAGACGUUUUGAUGCCUCAAUAUGCUUCAAACGGAGUCGUCUCUAAAGAAACCAGCGAGAUACGAUGAAAUCAAUCAAACGGGGAAAACAAAGCACACUUAGUCUCUCUAGAGGCCUUUAUCUUGUUUAUCUUGUUUAUCAUGUUUAUCUUGUUAGCAGAGAAAAAGAGUCUGAGCUCAUUUAAAACCCUUUUACUUUCAUACCUGCAGACUUCAGCCAAUCACUGUAUAAAGGGUCUGAAAUAUGAUCCACCAGAAACUGAAUUUUUAAAAUUUAUAUUUGAAUUUAAAUUGCUAAACUUGAAUCAUUGCAUUAAAAAACUGAAUCUGAAUUGUAAUUUGAAAUUGAAUUUAUUUGUUAAAUCGGCAACCGGGUGGAAACAAAUGUUACAAAAAUAAACGGAGGUGCUGAUUGGCCGAAGAGGCGCUCUGUGUAUUUUCCUCAACGACCAGGAUGUUCGUUACAGAACGUUUAAAUUGAAUUGUGAGAACUGAAUGUUCAGUUCCAGACUAAUAAAUUCAGCUUCAAAUUACAAUUCAGAUUCAGUUUUUCAAUGCAAUGCAAAACAAUUCAAAUUCAAAUAUAAAUAAUUGAACUUCAGUUUCUGCUGGCUCAUAUUUCAGCCUGUAGUCUUUGUUGACUCAACUACAUGAAUUGUCAAACAGCGAAACACUUUCAGACUUUCUCUCUUUGAAGACGUUGAUCAUGAAGCGCUCAGUUCAAAAGAAAAGUACGAGAGAACAUUUUAACCUCUGCAUGCUUUCAUAUCGCCUCCACACACCUGCAGACAGUGGAGCAUGAUUGUUGAUUUCAGAGUUUAUUAGACGAGCUCUUAGUUUGAAGCAUACCGGGGCCGAUACGUGUACCUCAGAUUAAAGGGAUGUGACUUUGUUCUCACGCCGCUUUGUUUCCGCUGGAGAAAUAAAAACUCUACAGAGACUUCACACGGAGCCCAAAUAAUGGGAGUUUCGGGCAAAACUUCUUGCAAAGUGUCUGAAACGGAGAUUAACAGAUUUGUGGGAUGAUGUGAUUUGAUUGACAGACAGACUGAUGUUGCACAGCAGGGGGCGCUGCAGACAGUCCACAGGAGAUCUUAUUUUUUAUUAAGUAAAGCUUAAAGGAACAGUUUGUCAUUUCUGGUAAAUCCUCUUUGCUCUUUUUCAUCCUCGGAGUCAGAAUAGAAGAUUUAUUUCUCUGUGUGUCCAGUAGGUGUUAGCCUAGCUUAGCACAAACACUGGAAGCAGAGGGAAACUGCUAGCCUAGCUUAGCACAAACACUGGAAGCACAGGGAAACUGCUAGCCUAGCUUCAUCAACAACAAAAAUGAAAAUAAAAAGCCAACAACUCCAAAGCUGUCUGAGUUACAUGUUGUUAUUUAUGUUAAAAUGCUCUUAAAACCAAAAAUCAUUUUUCAUUUGUGCAUUCUGACUCUGAGUGAAUAAGACGACGAGGAAAACCAGAACUGAUGAACUGUUGAUUUAAGCAACACACACACACGCACACACACACACACACACACGCUGCUCGGCACAAUCUGCUCUCUGAACAUUUUAUUCCUUGCACAUUGUACUUGAUGAAGCAGUAUUAUUGAAAUGUAUAUUGAAGCUUUUUAUUAAUAUUAUAUUAAUAUAAUUGUGUUUUUGGGGACAGACGGAUGUUUUCCAUCCUGAAACAGAUUUUGUACUAAACACGAAGCUCCUGAUGACGACGAUAUUUCCAAAAAGAACUCUUAAAUAUCACAUUUAGUAUUAUCAUUGAGUAUUAUUUUUUAUAUUUCUUUGUGUUUUAUUCCAUUGUAUGUUAUGUUUUUGGUACAUUAUUCAUAGACUGAUGGGAAGCCAGCCACCAUUCACCACUGAUGUUUACGUGUUGUCUUGUUAAAGGGGAAUGCCACUGAAUUAAAGUGAAAAUGAAAAACUC